This is a messenger RNA of Sceloporus undulatus (fence lizard), 9223 nucleotides long. It is a transcript of the gene ANKRD44, whose product is annotated as ankyrin repeat domain 44. Gene Ontology annotation, cellular component: cytoplasm; nucleus; ciliary inversin compartment. Gene Ontology annotation, biological process: protein localization to ciliary inversin compartment; regulation of transcription by RNA polymerase II; regulation of barbed-end actin filament capping. The transcript has 28 exons. The record is from RefSeq and is a predicted model, not a curated record. The coding region runs from base 282 to 3521 and encodes 1079 amino acids. NCBI's taxonomy places the organism in Eukaryota, Metazoa, Chordata, Lepidosauria, Squamata, Phrynosomatidae. Gene Ontology annotation, molecular function: RNA polymerase II-specific DNA-binding transcription factor binding.
UCAGCGCUGGUGACUGCUGCUGGGUUUCUCUUCUGUCUAUUGCUCGCUCUGCAGAGGAGCUGCAAGCUGGCUCUGCUCCUGAGCUAGCCAAGCAAGAGAGCAGCAGCAGGAGAAGGGGUUGGCUGCCAGUCCUGCUGCUGGGCCUCGCCUUUAUUCCCUACCCUAAAAAAUAAGAAUAGAAACCCAUCCCUUCUCCCCUCCCCUUUUAUCUUUCUCCCUGGCCUUGGCUUUUGGAGCUCUGCAAGUAGCAGGGAGCUGCAUGCGAGGGCUGAGCAGGGAGCAUGGCUGUCCUCAAGCUCACAGACCAGCCACCGCUGGUCCAAGCAAUUUUCAAUGGUGAUCCUGAUGAAAUACGUAUGUUAAUCUACAAAACGGAAGAUGUCAAUGCUCUGGACACAGAAAAGCGUACCCCCCUCCAUGUUGCUGCUUUCCUGGGGGAUGCAGAGAUCAUUGAGCUCCUCAUCUUAUCAGGUGCCCGUGUCAAUGCCAAGGACAAUAUGUGGCUGACCCCUCUCCAUCGAGCAGUGGCUUCAAGGAGUGAAGAAGCAGUGCAAGUAUUGAUCAAGCAUUCAGCCGAUGUCAACGCACGGGACAAGAACUGGCAGACACCCCUGCAUGUAACAGCUGCAAACAAAGCCGUGAAGUGUGCAGAAGUGAUCAUUCCACUUCUGAGUAGUGUCAACGUCUCUGACAGAGGAGGUCGAACCGCGUUACACCAUGCAGCUCUCAAUGGCCAUGUUGAAAUGGUGAACUUGCUUUUGGCGAAAGGGGCAAAUAUUAAUGCCUUUGACAAAAAGGACCGAAGAGCUUUGCACUGGGCAGCAUAUAUGGGCCACUUGGAAGUUGUUUCCUUGCUGAUUAGUCAUGGUGCUGAAGUAACAUGUAAAGAUAAAAAGGGUUAUACUCCUCUUCAUGCUGCGGCAUCCAAUGGGCAGAUCAAUGUAGUGAAACACCUCCUCAAUCUUGGCGUGGAGAUUGAUGAAAUGAACAUCUAUGGAAACACUGCACUUCAUAUUGCAUGUUAUAAUGGGCAGGAUUCUGUUGCUAAUGAGCUGAUUGACUAUGGAGCUAAUGUCAACCAACCUAAUAACAGUGGAUUCACUCCUCUGCAUUUUGCCGCUGCUUCUACUCAUGGAGCUCUUUGCCUUGAACUGCUAGUGAAUAAUGGGGCAGAUGUUAACAUUCAGAGUAAAGAUGGAAAGAGUCCACUGCAUAUGACAGCUGUACAUGGGAGGUUCACUAGGUCCCAAACCCUUAUUCAGAAUGGAGGUGAAAUUGACUGUGUUGAUAAGGAUGGCAACACACCUCUCCACGUGGCUGCAAGAUAUGGACAUGAACUUUUGAUUAACACUCUAAUAACCAGUGGAGCUGAUGCUACCAAAUGUGGCAUCCACCGUAUGUUCCCCUUACACUUGGCAGCCCUUAAUGCUCACGCUGACUGCUGUAGGAAGUUGCUGUCAACAGGACAAAAGUAUAGCAUAGUGUCCUUGUUUAGUAAUGAGCACGUGCUGUCUGCAGGCUUUGAAAUAGACACCCCAGAUAAAUUUGGAAGAACGUGCCUCCAUGCCGCCGCUGCGGGCGGUAAUGUUGAUUGUGUGAAACUCUUGCAGAGCAGUGGAGCAGAUUUUAAUAAAAAAGACAAAUAUGGAAGGACACCUUUACACUAUGCAGCUGCAAAUUGUCAUUUCCAAUGUAUGGAGACACUGGUGACCACAGGGGCCAAUAUUAAUGAAACAGAUGACUGGGGACGGACGGCUUUACACUAUGCUGCUGCCUCAGACAUGGACAGAAAAAGAAAGAAUGUUUUGGGUAACUCCCAUGAAAAUGCUGAAGAACUUGAAAGAGCCAAUGAAAUGAAGGAAAAAGAAGCUGCCUUGUGUCUCGAAUUCCUUCUUCAAAAUGAAGCUAACCCAUCAAUCCAGGACAAAGAUGGAUACAAUACAGUGCACUAUGCUGCUGCUUAUGGACACAGACAGUGUUUAGAACUGCUUCUGGAAAAAACCAGCAACGUUUUUGAAGAAUCAGAUGCAUCAGCUACAAAAAGCCCUUUGCACUUAGCUGCCUAUAAUGGUCAUCACCAAGCCUUGGAGGUGCUUCUUCAGUCUCUGGUAGAUCUGGACAUUAAGGACGAAAAAGGCCGUACUGCCUUGGAUCUCGCUGCAUUUAAAGGACACACUGAAUGUGUUGAAGCUCUCAUCAACCAGGGUGCUUCCAUUACAGUAAAAGAUCAUGUCACUCAACGAACCCCGCUUCAUGCCUCAGUCAUUAAUGGACACACACCAUGUUUACGACUUUUAUUGGAAGUAGCAGAUAAUCCUGAUGUGACAGAUGUGAAAGGACAGACUCCGCUAAUGCUAGCUGUGGCUUAUGGGCACAUAGAUGCUGUUUCCUUGUUACUUGAAAAAGAAGCAUCUGUAGACGCAGCUGAUAUCCUGGGAUGUACUGCUUUACAUCGAGGGAUUAUGACAGGACAUGAGGAAUGUAUUCAGAUGCUGUUGGAACAAGAAGUAUUGAUUUUGUGUAAGGAUGCCAGAGGCCGGACACCUCUACAUUACGCAGCAGCCCGUGGACAUGCCACAUGGCUGAGUGAAUUAAUGCAGUUGGCGCUUUCAGAAGAGGACUGCAGUUUUAAAGAUAAUCAAAAUUACACACCUUUGCACUGGGCUUCUUAUAAUGGCAAUGAAAGCUGUAUAGAGGUACUGUUGGAACAGAAACCUUUCCGAACUUUUAGCGGGAACCUUUUCUCCCCACUGCACUGUGCUAUAAUCAACGAUCAUGAAAAUUGUGCAUCACUACUCAUUGGGACUAUUGGUGCUGGCAUUGUAAAUUGUAAAGAUGACAAAGGAAGGACACCACUUCAUGCAGCAGCCUUUUCUGAUCACGUUGAAUGCUUGCAGCUUCUUUUAAGCCACGAUGCUCAAGUAAAUGCUACAGAUAAUUCAGGGAAAACACCACUUACAAUGGCGGCUGAAAAGGGGCACAUAGGGGCAGUAGAUUUUUUGGUGAACAGUGCCAAGGCCGAUCUAACUUUGAAGGAUAAGGACUUGAAUACAUGCUUGCACUUGGCUAGCAGUAAAGGACAUGAAAAAUGUGCCUUGUUGAUACUUGACAAGAUACAAGAACAGAGCCUUAUUAACGCAAAAAACAAUGCAUUACAAACACCUCUUCACAUUGCUGCACAGAAUGGUUUAAAGAUGGUAGUUGAGGAGCUACUGGCAAAGGGGGCAUGUGUACGAGCAGUAGAUGAAAAUGGUCAUACACCAGCCCUGGCUUGCGCUCCUAACAAAGACGUGGCUGACUGCCUGGCACUCAUUUUGGCUACCAUGAUGCCUUUUUCUCCUUCCAGUACAAUGAUGGCUCUCAACUUCGUUUCUCUAAAAAAAGACAAUUUGAGCAGGACUCAUCUCUGCAAUAGCUCCAGUAUGAGUAGUGCCAUUAACUCCUAUAGUAAAACAUUAAAUAAUGAUGCGGGAGCAGAAAACGGAUAUAAUGAAAAUGAUUCUGAUUCUGAAACAUUUUGAUUUUAACAUUCAGUGCUCCUUUCUUGGUUGCAUUAAGUUGUUUUUCCCCCUUAAAAAGAUCUGAAUAUCCCACCAUUACAGUUGACCUACACUUAUGAUUGGUAUGACUAUACUUAGGCAAUGAAAGGCUUACAACUGCAGUGGAGCCUUUCAGAAAAGUAAAGAUUUUAAAAUGCAUUCUUGUUAAUGUUCUACUACUUCCAGCUCUAUUGUGCAUUCCAUAGGUCCUAAGGGCUUUUGUGGAAGUCUCUACCUCCUAUUUUAUGCAGAAAGCAAAAGCUGCCUUUUUCCAUUUUAACAGCACAAGUAAACAGGAAUCAUUGUUUAUAUAUAGUACUGUGUUAGCUAUAGCAUAUUGUUAAUACAGUGACAUUUUUCCAGAAUAGUGUUUGUAGCUCAUAGGAAGAAACUUAGAUCUUCCUUCACUUUAUUGUCUGUUUUUAAGUCAUAUAGUCUGUUUUUCAGUAUCUUUGUUAUACAAACCAAAGGUAAAGCCACAGGUGUGUUUUGUUUUUGUUUUCUUUUGGGAGAACUGCCAGUAUCAUCACUUUCUAUAGAAAUUACAAAUUCUAAAUGGUACAUGUUUUAAGCACUUAAGUACACAAAAGGCACUUUUAAAAGCCAUUAUAGCCACACUUUCAUUUACAAUUUGAAAAUAUUUAGGACCAAAUCUUGCUUGUCUCCACUUGCAGCAAAGAGAUUAUUAAGGCAGAUAUGAUUUGCCUUACUUUUUUUUUAUUAUUUGGCAAAAGCUUGCACGAUUUAUUUGCACUCUGCAGUUAAAAGACCCCCAGAAACAUGUGUUGCCUGUGCUGUCAGGCAGUGAUCAAUUCUAAGAAAAAUCAUCUUAAAGGGAUAAUGCACGUAAUACUUUCGAUACUUCCCAGUUUACAUUUAUUUUGUUUUUACUUCAGGAUUUCUAAAUGGUGUUGUAGUUUUUAUCUUCAGCAUUACCCACUUUUAAAAUCUGUAAUGUAUGAGUAUAUCAAGUUGCUGUACACUAUUACUUUUGCUAUAAUUACUAUUAAUGUGCUAAGAUAUACAGAGCAGAUAAAACCAAAACACACACAAAACAGAAGAGUCAAGCAGUCGUCAGAAAAUUCGUAAGGGAAUUGUGACAUACUAAAAAGGCCUGCUAACAUCAGCUCACUUAUUAAACAUCUGCAUUAUGAAUAUCUACUCCUUCUGCCAAAGUUUCUAGGUCAAACGGACCCUGUUCUUCACCUGAGAAAGAUGUACAGAAAGAAGAAUGACACUCUUAAAAUACAAAGAACUAACCAGCUAUAUCACGAGGACCAAAAGGCUUCAGUAUCAUAAAUGAGAAGACUUUGUUAUUUUUUUAAUAAUGCAGGUGAAAAAUAACUUUUCUAAUCACACAUGCACACACAGUGUUUUAUGUAAUUAAAAAAAACUUGGUUGUAUUGUACACUUAAAGACACAAAUUUCUAGUAGAUACUUGGACAUUUGUAACUGAUAAUGCUGUGUUGAUCACAAUUUAUUUUUCCAGACUAGAUAAUGUUCAUACUUUUAAUGUUCAAUGCGUUUAUAUUUAUUUGAAAUGAAACAAGUGCCCAGAAAAAAAAAUGACCAUGGUUUGUUCUACUCUUUAGCUCUUUUAUGUCUUACUAGCUAUGAAUUUAGGCCUAGUAUAUUGGAUUUGAUAGGAAAAAGAUAUGGGUACAUGAUGCAGCUACAGUUUCUCGUUCUUAUACAGCAAGCUGGGUGUAAAAGAAAGAGCAGCUCUGUUUAUGCCUAGUUGGGCAGUAGGGAGUAAAGAUAUAUGAUGUGUGAUUAAUAGUAUUGAUUGCCAGGAGUAAGUCCAUUCCUUCAAUAAGGAAAUGGUGCUCCAUGUUUCAUAAUACAAACCAAAAGGCUAACAGUAGAGUCAGAAGGGAAUAACCCUUUUUCUUUCUUUGGAGCAAAAUAUAUUACAUCUGCUUACCAUGAAGAUUAAAAAGAGAAAAGUUUUAAACAGAGAAUUUAUCUUCAUCCCAUAACGUAUGAGAGAUCUUUUAACCCCACUGCAUGAUUUGCACAGAGGUAGACCUACAACAUAGUCCUUGUAGGAGGUUGUUCUUUGUAUGAUAGUAAAAAAUGAUCCCUCCUCUUAACUGUUUACAUUUUCUUUCUGUAGACAAAAAGCAAUUGGGUAAGAAAUGCUGGGAUAACUGAAUCCUUCAUUUUGGAGUAUGUAUUUUUGUUGUUGUUCUUACCAAUGUUACAUAUUGAGGCAAGCCAGAUUUGAGUGGCCAUAUAAUACUCACUUUUGAUUCUGAAAUCAAAAAGAUAAUGGCACAAAAAUAUACCGCAAGAAAUAUAUCAGUUUUUGCUACUGGAGUAAUUUUUGUCAGUGUUGACAUAUUAAGAAAAAAAAAUUCUGCAGGGAUUUUUUUUAAAGUGUAGAUACAAUACAAACAAGCAGAAUUAAGUGCAGGUCUGUAACUGCACUAUGGCUUUACUUUGGGAAUAUUUACUGGCCUAAGUGUGAUAAUUCCCGCACCAAAAAAAAUUAUGAUAGUUUAUUUGAUUUUGUUCCAUGAAUGUUAACAAAGUUCUGCAUUCAUGAGCAAAUCACUUUUUGAGUCUGAGGGUUGAAUCCAGAUGUACAACAUGUACAGCAAGGCUGGUGGAACCAAAUUCCCUGUCCUAUCUCUCUACAAUAGCCCCGCCACCUGAAAAUGUUACAUACAGAAUAGGGUCAGAGGCCCCUGCUGAAUGGUUGUGGGGUGCCAAUCCCCCCCCCCCCAUGAUAUACAAACAUAAUUUAUGGGCAGAGCCCUUGACCUGUGGAAGGAAUGGCCUGAAACCAACCCCAAUGUCUUGAAGCAGUUUUACACAUUUUUAUUUUGGUGAGGAAAUAAGUGUGCAUGUUGCAUGCAUGCUUGUUUAAACUGCCACUGUCUUCAACAAAAUCUCUUCCCAGUUGCCACUUAUAUGUGUUUUAAAGAAGAGGGCAGCAUUUAUGCAGAAGCCACCCCUGAUUGUGGGCUUGGAUUUUACUACGGUCCUGACAAAGUGGGUUCAGGCUAUAGGGCACCAUAAAACACAAUGCUGGGCUUUCCAGUGAAUCCCUGACUGCAAGAUGUAGCCACAAACAUGUCAAGCAGUGAGAGCAACAACUUUUAUGGAAUACAAUAGAUGAGACUGUUAUGGCAGGACAGUUCUGGAAACUGAAACAAGCAGCAAGUUGUGCUUGACAUGCACUUUUAAGAAGGGGAAUGCGUCUGUAACAUGUGAUGUAAUAAUUUCUGUCUAGACUGAUGAUGCAUGCUAAAAAUUUGUUUUGUCUAGACUCUAGAAAGAUAUCAGAUCCUUCAGUAUGUAAGACAGGAGAACAUGUUUGGUCUAGGAGAGUAAGAAGUCCCAUUUUGGAGGAAAGGCAGGAUAUACAUCAAAUAAGUAAAUAAAUAUUGACAGUAUUUCAUAAAACAAAGUUUAAAAAUCCAACUUGAGUAAGAACAAUCUUAAAUGUUUUGUUUUUCUGAGAAUGUCUGCAAUGGUUAAAGUAAUAGUUUCUAUGCAGUGUCAGGAGAGGUAAUUAAAGGAACAUAAAUGACCAAGGAAGAAAAAUCACAUGCUGUCUGCUGGUGAGAGCUACACAAUCAUGGUAAUCCCAUCUACUAGAUUUUGUUUUACUUCAUAGAUGAGAUUGAUGGGAAGUUCAGGUGUGAAUGUAUAUGUCCACUCCUGCAAUGCUGUGUGUCACACAAAGUAAUAUUUUCUAUUUUGGUUACCCUCGAGUGACUUAAUACAUUCCUCAACAGAUCAGUUGGAAGUAAUUAGGGGAUUGCUUUUUGCACAUUUUCAUGCAAGUAAGCAUCGCUGAAUAAAGUUAGGAGUUGAUCAUAUGGAAUGGAUUCUAUGCAGAAACAGGAUAUAAAAAUCUGGAAAAACCUUGAAAAGUGGGUUGAUUUUCAGAAACAUCAGGGUUAAUAAGCAAUAAUAUGACAUUAACCCCGAAUGGAAAGUUGACAAAGCCCAUUCUUUUUACUUUCGGGAUUUUCUGAGUGGGUUUUGUCUGCUUUCCAUUUCAGUUAAUAUCGCAUUUAUGCUCAUUAACCCUUACAUCGUGUGAAAAUCAACCUGCUUUUGCAGAUUUUGUGCUCUUUCUGUUUUGGUUAACCCCCAACAUUGUCUGAAAAUCUACCUGCUUUUGUGGCUUUUUUCCAGUUUAAGUUCAGUUCCUGUACGGGAUCCAUCCUGUGUGAUAAACUUCUCAGACUACCACAUUCAUGUGUUUAGGACUGAGUUGAAUAGUGUGUCAUACAUUUCUUCCCCACCACUAAUCCCAAAUCUGUUGGAAAGACAAUGUUUUAAAUUAGUCAGUUGCAAUAUUUUUAUAGUAUAUUAUUUGCAUAUAAAAAAAGAAAAGUGAAAUCCACAACUAUGAAAAAGAAAUGAUGAGAUAUUUGCAAUCAGCUUCAGUGGGGUAUGGAUUACACUCUAAUUGUUCUUUUAUCUAAAUGGCAAUACUGUUUUGUAGUAGACAAGGUACUGUAUUUAAGCUAUAGUAAGUAUCAGGUUUGGUCUGGUUUGAUUUGUUAAAGCUUUCAUUGUCAGAAGUUAAAUGUUGUUUGUUUCACUGAUAUCAGUGGAACUUGCUUUCAAAUACAGUAAAUGUGUUUAGGACAGAGAAGCAUGGCCUGGAUGAUGAGUAGUAAUGCAUGCAUCCUCUCUACAUUCAUAUUUCUGCAUUGACAACUCCUAUUUAAUUCUCGUGGAACUUCAACUGCAGGGUUGUAAUGCAUGGCACUUACUGCUUGCUGAUCUCUGUUGUUUCAACUGUAAGAUGAAAUAGCUCAGGGGAUUUCUGUUUAUCACUACUAAAAGGGCACCAUGUUAUGUUUUGGUACUUCUUGCAGCAAACAACUGCUGUAUUUAACUAUGAAUUAUGUAUGACAAAAGCUUAAACUCAUUUUUGUCUACUCUGUUUAGAAACUUGAUGAUGUAACUGGGUUUCAUCUUUUAAGAAACUUUUAGAGUGCCUUUUUAUAUUUGUGUAUGCUGAGUAUGUAUUGUGAAUAUGUCCUUCUUUCAUUUGAGUGAUACUGAAGCAAUAUAAUACCUAUACAUUUUCAUUUCAAAUCUUAUUUGAAUGUUUUUCCUUUUUUUAAAAAAAUUCUACUUGCUAAAUUGUGCAUAACUUUUUGAAGUGCUGCAAACACUUUCUUAUUACACAAAGAAAACCUUAGGUCAGUGUUAUUGGGAAGGGUGUUUUAAAAUGGUGACAAUCUUGAGUGUGUAUAAAAUACAAUUAUAUGUGUUUGUAAUGCAGUGAUAUACAUAUUAAAAGCCAAUAUCUAAUGUUUUGUAGUUUUGUCUCCAUAUUUUAUGCUUUUAGCAUGUGCAAUAUAUCUUUACAAACCAUGGUGAUAUGAAUCUGGUGCCAGUGUUACAUUUUGUAUGAAAUGUUUGUAAUAAACAGUAUGAAAUAUUGUUGAAUGGUUUCAGUGAGUUUGUUGCUAAUUUUUUUUUAAUGUAACUGAUCUAUAAUGAUUUUUAAAAGUUAAGUUAGAUGAUUGUACAAAAUGGGUGUGAGAGAUUAAUUUGGGACCCCAGCCUAAUCUUAUUCAAGCACAGUUUAAAAACUUUUUCAACUACUGAAUGCUGUAUUAAUUGUAACGGCAUAUCCUAACUGCAAAUAAAUACUGAAAUACAUUCAAAUUGAUAUUUUUACAAAUAAAUGGUACAAAUAAACUUGA